CGGUAUUUGACCUCUUUUGGUGGUCAAUUUACACGCAUUUGGUUCAUUGAAAUCAGAACCCCACUCAACAAUCAGCGCCCCUACCAUACCGGCUGAUUCACCAUAUCGAAAGCAGUAAAGCAAGCAGGGCAAGUAGUAAUAUUCGGCUCCCUCUGACGAGUUCCCACGUUACUAUAAUAAUUUGGUCCAUUCCCUUUAAUUUAGCUCUCUUCAUUGAUCACUUCACGGUCACACCCCUGUUCACACGCGCGAGUUGCUGUGAAAUAUUGUUCUCUUUACUCUUUCAGCUUCUUCUCUGGCGUACCACAGUAUGGAUGGAGGAAGAAGGAAGAGGAGACUGGACGGCGAAGAAGAAGAUAGCGAGGAGCAGAAGAUGGAGAAGUUCUUUGCCUUGAUAAGAAGCACUAAAGAGGUGCGUGAUCGCCUCUCUAAAGAGAGAGACAGUAAUAAGAAGUUGGAGGAAGACAAGUUCAAGAAUAUUUGGAACCCAACUUUUCAACCUGAGGAUUUCGUGCCCGAUUAUCAAGAUUCAGGAACUAGAACCACCCACCCGGCUGGUCCUUCCAAUGAGAAGGAGGUCGACAUAGUACAAGACAAAGAAUCCGAGCCAAUCGCGGAAGCUGCGCCGCCGCCCCCGCCCCCGCCCCCGCCGCCUCCUGUACAUGAUGAAAAAGCUAACGAAGAAGAUAAGCUGGACUUAGACCUCAAUCUUUCUUUAUAGCGCAUUAAGCCGAUUUUGUGUUGUGGUUUUGCGUCGGAAAUGAGUAAUCUAGCUUCAGAAAUCGUUGUGACGGGCUUCUUAUUUUAUCCUUGUUUACUCCGACCAUUAAUACACCACAUCUUGCUAUACUUUAAUCGAGUAAUUUCUUUGUCUUUUCUCUACUCUCUCUCAACCCCUUUUCUAAAUAAUACUAGUCUCUCGUAACUUUGAUAAA
Molecule: messenger RNA, 935 nt
Organism: Neltuma alba
Lineage: Eukaryota; Viridiplantae; Streptophyta; Magnoliopsida; Fabales; Fabaceae
Product: radixin
Exons: 1
Coding region: 311-721 (136 amino acids)
Biological process (GO): regulation of systemic acquired resistance
Source: RefSeq, a predicted model, not a curated record